AUGAUAGGCGUUCUGUUGCUGCUCGCCGGCACACUGGUCUGCUCAUUCGCACAGGUCCUUGAACUGGAACCUGGAAGAGUUCAUGGUUUCGAAUAUUCCACGAAAGGCGGUGAAGUUGCCGAAGUGUUUCUUGGGAUACCUUAUGCUGCUGCACCAGUAGGAGAAUUGAGAUUUGAGGCACCAGCUGGUGGGUAUCCGAUUUUGCUAUGGGUUCAUGGAGGUGGUUACGAAAUAGGUUCAGCCAGCUUGUAUGGUUACAAAGGAUUCGCGGACAUCUACAUACCGCAUGAUAUAAUCGUGGACACUCUGCAGUAUCGCUUGGGCGUCUACGGUAUUUUCUUUCUCUAA
Molecule: messenger RNA, 348 nt
Organism: Haemonchus placei
Lineage: Eukaryota; Metazoa; Nematoda; Chromadorea; Rhabditida; Trichostrongylidae
Source: the annotation of a GenBank genome assembly